Molecule: messenger RNA, 2291 nt
Organism: Nematolebias whitei (Rio pearlfish)
Lineage: Eukaryota; Metazoa; Chordata; Actinopteri; Cyprinodontiformes; Rivulidae
Product: interferon-induced, double-stranded RNA-activated protein kinase
Exons: 17
Coding region: 117-2009 (630 amino acids)
Biological process (GO): protein phosphorylation
Molecular function (GO): double-stranded RNA binding; protein kinase activity; ATP binding
Source: RefSeq, a predicted model, not a curated record
UUUAAGGGGCGGACGUGAAAGCCUCGGACGUGAAAGCUGAAACGCGAACUUCUUACAUGUUUGCGAGUCUCUUUCUUUAAUUUUCAUCAUAUUUCAGAAGGAAUUCAGCCGUUUUAAUGAUGGCAUCGGAAAACUACGUAGCCAAGCUGAACCUUUAUGCGCAAACAACUCGGGUAAUGGUGUCGUACGAGGAGGUUGGAUCUGUUGGGCCUGACCACAUCAAAACAUUCACAAUAAGAGCGGUGAUUAAUGGCCAGGCCUACCCUGAAGGUGUGGGGAAGAACAAGAAAGAAGCUAAACAGAAUGCUGCUAAAAAUGCCUUAGAACACCUGCUGGAUAUACCCGCUGAUUCUCAGGCAGAACAUGCAGCAGAAGCUUCUCCCACUAGACUUCAGCUAAAAUCUUUCAUCUACACGUUUUGGCUCAAUGAAUACAGCGAGAAAAACAUGGUGACCUUCAGACCCGAGGAGACGACUACACUUGGACCAGUUUACUCAAUCCACUCGUGUAAGUUUGUGGUUGGCGAUAAGGAAUACCCAGCUGCCUCGGGGAAAACAAAGAAAGAAGCUAAAGAGGAAGCCGCCAAGCUGGUGUACAUGGAGAUAACGGGCAGUGAAACUUUAGAUGAGACUGGAGAUGAUAAAGACAGCGGCACAUCGAGUCUAAGAAGUGACAAUUUGGAGACCGAUGCGUCGCUCAUCUGCAAUCAGACAAAAGUCCUGAACCUACAGACUGAAGACAGAAGCUUAGCGGAAGCUAAUUUCAUAGGAGUAAUCAACUUGCACUGUCAGAAGGAAAGACAGUCCUUUACAUUUACUGAAGAGAAGAGAUGUGGCCCCUCUCAUAUCCCAAUGCCCUCUGGUCCGAAAGAAUCCAGCAGUUUGACACCAAGGACAAGUGAUCCAGUUGUUUUCAUCGAUUCCAAUCCCAACAUCCAGGUUCAAAGUCCUUAUGUGAAGCCCAAAAUAAAAAUCGCAGCUAAUUUCCAAAAUGUUAGUGACCGCAGUAAAGAGCAUUUGAUCAACUUUAAAGUUAAGGCUGAAGGAAAUACGCAGAGAGCCAAACCAGCAACACAACCAGUAUCAACUUCAAGCAGGUUUACGCUUGAUUAUGACUCCAUAGAAAAUCUGGAUAAAGGAUCCUUUGGUCGUGUUUUCAAGGCGAGGCAUAAACUGGAGAACAAUUAUUACGCAGUGAAGAUCGUACAAUAUAAAGAAAAAACACUACAAGAGGUGAAAGUAUUGUCGGACCUCAAUCACUGUAACAUCGUUCGGUACUACUCAUGUUGGAUAGAGGACACGGCUCAUCUGUGGGACAGUUCAUCCGACACCAGCAGUGCUUCACAGUCUUCCGCUGACUCAACUGUGAAGUUUCUUUACAUUCAGAUGGAGUUGUGUGAUAUUAAAACACUGAGAGUGUGGAUAGAUGAGAAAAACAUUCAAAACCCCAAAAAAUCUUUGCGAGACUCCAAGAGGAAAGAAGAAAGUCUCUCCAUCACCCUGGAAAUAAUCAGCGGAGUCGAGUAUAUUCACUCCAGGUGGCUCAUCCACAGAGACCUGAAGCCUGCAAACAUCAUGUUCAAUCGGAGCGGCACGGUGAAGAUCGGAGACUUCGGUCUCGUUACUCCCGUGAUCGAAGACGACUCGGAGAACCAGAGGGAGAGGAGAGGCUACAAAGGAACCCCGUCCUACAUGGCUCCUGAGCAGAGGAACGGGAUCCUUUAUGACCGAAAAGUGGACAUAUUUGCUUUGGGGCUGAUCUACUUCGAACUCCUUUGGAACAUACCGACUAUCGAUGACAAGAGUAAGAUCUGGGACGAUGUCAGAACCCAGAAUCUCCCGCAGGGAUUUUGUCAACAUUUUACCGAAGAGAGCCAAACGAUCAGGUCGAUGCUGAGUUUCAAGCCAGAAGAGCGACCAGAAGCCUGCAAAAUAAGAACGAACUUGGAGGAGCUCAAACGCUCAUUUGAGACGCUCAAAACGACGCGGCGUGACAGCCGGACUGUCUGAAAAAAAAAAACAAAAGAGAGAGAGAAUUGGGUUUUAAUAAUUCAGAAUCGCAUCUUUCUGUGAAACCAACAUCAUGAGCUGCUGGAACUGAACGUCUUCAUUAUGUGGUGCUGUAAGAACUUCGUCUAUUUUAUCAGCAGGGGUUGCAACAAAGUUCAUCUGAGUUUUCACCAAUAAUCAUGUUGGGAGGUAAUAACCGUGAGCUGGUGUAAGAAAUAUGAAAGAUUUUAAUAUGAUCUAACGUCACGUCGGUGCUUAUUUUAUUGUAACAAUAGAAAAUAA